AUGUGGCUAGGGAACGAGCCGUCCAACUGGGAGACUAACUCUCAGCCAGCACGUACAACCGAGACUCUCAAAGCUCGUAUGCCUGUAACCAGUCCUAUGCGCGCAAACUACCCAAUUAAGGGUCUACAGCAACAUCCCGUCAAGGAUGCCCCGGGUUUCGACAAUUCCAAGUAUCUCAAGUUUCCGUAUCCAAGUUCCAAAUCCGGGGAGGUACAUAGGGUAGUGCUUAUAGCCCUCCAAACUGACAUUCUAUACUCAAACUUUUCCACAAUCUCAACUCAACAACCCAAGUACCCCACACAUAGACAAUAUAGGUAG
Molecule: messenger RNA, 318 nt
Organism: Prunus armeniaca (apricot)
Lineage: Eukaryota; Viridiplantae; Streptophyta; Magnoliopsida; Rosales; Rosaceae
Source: the annotation of a GenBank genome assembly